AUGCCACAGGUAUCGCGCUCUCCUAAGAGGAAACGUGUGAGACGGUACUUUUCCGCUUCUGCCGCAACCGGCGCACGAUGGAACCCCAAGCCAGCGUCCGCUUCGAGGACCCGGAGCCAUCGACGAAGCUCUGCAGCGUCCAGCGACGACGAAGCGUACGACCUCUCCCCGACACAUACACAUCAUGAACUUCACUCCGAUGACGAGAAUACAUUUCGGUUCUCAGAGAUUGCCAAUGCCUUCCCACCCUCCGAACAGCAUGCGCAGACUGCUCAUGCUCCCCGUCAACCGCUGGCAUAUGCCUCCCUACCGCCCACACCUCUGUCACCAUCACCGCCGCUUCCUCCAACGCCUUCUCUAUCGGCACCGCUGCCCUCCUUCCCCAGUCUGGAUAGCUUCUAUGAGCCGCCGUUCUCAAUAUGGGACUACCUCCGCGAAGAGCUGCUCGCCACAGACUUCGACUCCCAUCAAGAGCUGAAAUGGGAAAGGGUCAGUAACUUCCUCAGUAUGCCUAUAGCGAUGGAGAAGAUAUUCUUCUUCGGGUUCAUCGUCUGCCUAGAUUCCUUCAUGUAUACCUUUACCAUCUUGCCCAUACGAUUCUUGCUCGCAUUCUGGAGACUCAUCAUCAACACCUUCUCCACCACCCCCCUACCGCUCCCUCCGUCUCAGAAAGCCGACAUUCUGCGAGCGAUGCUCCUCGUGGUGUCGGUUGUGAUACUGGCGCCGAUGACUGACGCCAGUAAGAUAUACCACUUUAUUCGAGGGCAGGAUACCAUCAAACUGUAUGUGAUCUUCAACGCACUAGAAAUUGCAGACCGUCUUUGCGCCUCCAUAGGCCAGGACAUCAUCGAUUGCCUGUUCUCUCGGUCUACCCUGGAAGUAAUAUCACAUAGGAAGCGACCAACAUCGCAUUCACUACGACCAUUCUUCUACUUCCUCCUGGCAGUGUCGUAUACUGUCGCACAUGCGCUUGUCAUGAUAUACCAGAUGAUAUGCCUGAAUGUGGCUGUCAACUCGUACGACAACGCCCUCCUGACGCUGCUCGUCUCGAACCAGUUUGUCGAGAUCAAGGGGAGCGUCUUCAAGAAGUUUGAGAAGGACAACCUUUUCCAGAUCACCUGUGCAGACAUCGUGGAACGAUUCACGCUUGUCCUGAUGCUCAUCGUGGUGGCCUUCCGGAACCUGAUCGAGCUGUCUGGCUCGACCUUCGACUUCAGCGAGGGCUUCACGCUCCCGAAAAGCUUUGGGUGGUUCCGCGGGAACAACGUCCUCUGGACGAUCUCCUACCCUGUUCUCACUGUUCUAGCGUCAGAGACCCUCGUCGACUGGCUCAAGCACGCAUUCAUCACCAAGUUCAACCACAUCCGCCCCUCCGUAUACGAGCGAUACACCGACGUGCUCUGCCGCGACCUCUCCAGCGGCAGCGCAGUCAGCCGACGUGGCGCUCAGAAGCACACAUACGUGGACCAAUCGCCCCUCGUCGCCCGGCGCCUCGGCUUCGCCUCCCAGCCGCUCGCGGUCCUCGCCGUGCUCAUCGGCACGCAGUCCAUCGUGCUCUUCAUCUCGAUGCACGCGGACGAGUCCUCGCCGUGGCUCCGCCCGUGGGAGGCGUACACGCCCGACGACUGGAUCAACGUCGCGAAGUGGGGCGCGCUCGCGGUGCUCUUCUGGGCAUGCUUCCUGGUGGUCAAGAUCAUCCUGGGCGUGCAGCUGCUCACGUACGCGACGCGGCGGCGCGCGGGGAUGGAGGCGCGCGAGGAGGCGGACAAGAUUAACGAUUUUGGGCGGAAUCCCAUUGGGGAAGGUCAGGAGGAGCAGGCAUACAACAAGGAGCUCAAGACUCUACUGGACAGCAGGCAUGACGACGCGGUGCCGGUCGCGGAGAUCGGCGAGCGCAAGCCCGGGCGGGACGGGGACAAGGACGGAGGCAAGCGGAAGAGGUUGCCUCUGGAGGAGAUUACGAGAUUCACGAUGGUGAAACGUAUAUGGUGA
Messenger RNA from Trametes versicolor FP-101664 SS1, 1992 nucleotides. RefSeq names its product DUF747-domain-containing protein. The record is from RefSeq and is a predicted model, not a curated record. Gene Ontology annotation, cellular component: endoplasmic reticulum membrane. Gene Ontology annotation, biological process: maintenance of protein localization in endoplasmic reticulum. The transcript is spliced from 7 exons. Lineage: Eukaryota; Fungi; Basidiomycota; Agaricomycetes; Polyporales; Polyporaceae. The coding region runs from base 1 to 1992 and encodes 663 amino acids.